GGCGCCAUUUUGAAAGCGUGAUUCCUUCAAAGUAAAUUCCGUUCAACUUUACCUUCACAAUGUUAAGAUUUUAUUGCCUAAAACCUGACUAUUUCAUAUCGUUCUAUCGUCUCUAAUGAGUAAUGAAUAUAAAAGAUUGCUAUCCGAUGAGAAAACGACGUUCUCUUGAUAAAACUCCGGGCCGUUCGACGAAUAAUGACGCAGGGAGACUUAAUACUCCAAGACGGAUCCAGUCAAAUCAUGCCCUUGCAGAGCAAGGCUUAGAUGUGAUAUGGGAUAACAAUUCACCUUCGCCAUCAAGAACCCUUCUGCUAGGAAAAAGGAAAAAGCAUGCUGGUAGCGACAGCAGUAGCAGUGGUGGCGAGAUAUCUGACUUGGUAAAGAAGCUUGCAGAUAAGACAGGGCAAACACCAACAAAUAAUAGUCUAUUAAACUACUGGUUAGAGGAAGAGGUUAGUCAUUCUGAUGCCGCAGGCGACAAACAUGAUGGUGAAAAAGUCAAGUCAGUCAGUAAGAAAAAAAAACAGUUGAAGACUCCUUGUAGAAGACCUAGAGAGUUGCGAAAAUCUAGGAGAAAUAAAAACAAGCUAUCCAAGGAAUUAGAAAUGCUUGCUAGUAUUAUGCAAUCUGAAACAGAAAAUGUAUCCACUCAUCCGUCAACAUCUACCAACCAAAGCUCAAGCAUUGUACUAAAGCCCAUAAAAACAGAAGACAAUACAUUCAGAUCAUAUACAAACUCCAGCGACAAAGAUAAGAUGGACACAAAGUCAACUACAACCAAUGCUGAACUAAAGAGUCCUCCUCUGCCAUCAGUAGACGAUUGUGAUGAUUUUGAUUGGGAGGAGGAUGAAGAAGGGGAUGUGAUUCUAAGCCAGGUGGAUCUAUCUGGUUUAUGUGAUGAUGACACUGUUACUAAGGAUAAGAUGUUCACAAAUACACAGUUUUUUAAUGAGCAAGAACGAUCAAACCAAACCCUUAACUGCAAGUUGGAAAAGGAUUCUGAAAAUGAAAACUUGGAUCUUGAUGAAACCAGCUUUGUAACUGAGAGUUGGGAUUUCGAUGAUGAUUUUGACUUUGAUGAUAAUCUUGACAAUAAAGAUCAACUCCUUCAGACUUUGGACGAGGUAGAAAGAACGCAGUCAAUCAUUAGUAACAUUCCAUCCAUGUCGCAAACCAAUAACUGUACUUUAAGAACCAUAGACGUCAAAGAACAAGAUCAUGUUCUUGAUGUCAAAAUUGCUAAGAUGAAAUAUUCUCAAAGCAAAUCUUCGUACGUAAAAGAAGGAAAUACUACGAAGAAAAAUGCCAACUUGAAGGUAGAACCUUCAGAAAGCAGGCCUAUGUACACAAAAGUAAGAAGUACUAUAAAGUAUGAAGAAAACAAGGAGGUUUUUGAAGUAAAAAAUUCCAGGAUGGAACCUUUUAAAGGCAAGCCAUCAUACACUAAAGAGAAAAGUAUAAAUAAUUAUAAUACAGAAAACAAGUCAAAUGUUCUUGGAGAAAAGAAUGUCAACGUAAAGGUGGAACCUUCACAAAGCAAGCCUUUGUACAGUAAAGAGGAAAUUGAAAGAAAGAAACUCCAAGCUCAACAGAAGCUGAAACAAAAACAAAAACUGAAGGCACUAGUUCCAAAACUAGAUGUCUAUAGGUUAAGAAGAAUAUAGAAUUUUUUUUUUAUAGUAGUGAAAUCCAAUAUUGCUAAAAUAACUACUUAUGUCAAGAAAAUCAAAUAAAGUAGGGUCAUGAA
Molecule: messenger RNA, 1747 nt
Organism: Actinia tenebrosa (Australian red waratah sea anemone)
Lineage: Eukaryota; Metazoa; Cnidaria; Anthozoa; Actiniaria; Actiniidae
Source: RefSeq, a predicted model, not a curated record